Molecule: messenger RNA, 468 nt
Organism: Talaromyces proteolyticus
Lineage: Eukaryota; Fungi; Ascomycota; Eurotiomycetes; Eurotiales; Trichocomaceae
Exons: 3
Coding region: 1-468 (155 amino acids)
Source: RefSeq, a predicted model, not a curated record
AUGACGAGCACAACUGAAUGGCCAUCUACGGAAGUUCCUCAACCUGUAAAAGAUCUCAUUGCAAAGUUUAUGGAAGUUGGCGAUACCAAAUCUGAUGAGGCCGGUCAUCAACUUGGUUACGAAGUCUUUGUUCCAAAUGGAAAGAUUAAAGUCAAUAAACGGGUUAUCGACGGUGCAGAAGCAAUCGCAGCAACGCAUCGAGACCAGAUGGCCUCCAUAAAAGGCCGCCGUCAUCAAGUUCAUAAAGUAUACACUUGUAAUGAGGCAACUGAUGACCUGAUCUUGAUUGGAAGUGUGGAACGGUAUUUGCAUGAUGGGCGAACUCUUGAGACAGACUUCGCCGCAAGACUCGUUAUUGAGAAUGCUAGUUCGGAAAACCCUCAGCUGAGUCUUUUUAAUGCUUGGUCGUUACAAAAUGCUAAUCCUUCCACCUCGGUCAGGAUUUCUCAGAAUUCCUUGCAGUAUUGA